Messenger RNA from Fimicolochytrium jonesii, 1062 nucleotides. RefSeq lists its product as uncharacterized. The transcript has a single exon. Bases 168 to 974 code for a protein of 268 amino acids. Lineage: Eukaryota; Fungi; Chytridiomycota; Chytridiomycetes; Spizellomycetales; Powellomycetaceae. The record is from RefSeq and is a predicted model, not a curated record.
CUAGAGUCUGCCGGCUAUAAAAGGAACGAAGGAUUUGCGGAGUUCCUGUUCUCACCAUCAACACUCGCAAAAGCAUCGGCUAGCAAACACAUCAAACACACACUGCGUCCGGUAUACUCUUCAAAAGCCGCCUUUCAAUACCCUCAACCAGCGCUGAAUUGAACGAUAUGACCAACGACACAACCAUCAAGCACAUCCUUUUCUUCGGCGCAUCCCGCGGCUGCGGCCUGGAAGCGGCCGUUUUCCUCCUCCAGGAUCCCGUCAACUACCUCACUCUAUUCCUACGCAACCCGGAAGGGCUCGACGAACGCCUCAAGGGCAACGACCGAGUCAAGACCGUAUCCGGCGACUGCUUCGACAUCGAGAGUGUACGAACGGCGUUCCAAAGCAUUGGCGCUCCCGUCGACACCGUCAUCUUCAGCAUCGGCAGUCGUAAUUUGGACUUCAAGCAGAACCCUUUCAGACCUCCGAUCGUCCCCGCCAAAAUCACCGAGCGAUGCAUCAGCAACAUCAUCCCACUGCUUCGUGAGCAAUCCGAACAGACCGGCGUUCACGCCCGCCUGGUGGCUGUCUCAUCGAGUGGGUUGGGGCCGAUUGGACACCGGGAACUACCACUGGUGAUGAGGCCUAUGUACUCGUGGAUGCUGCACCACCCGCAUGCUGACAAGAUCAAGUUGGAAGGCACCGUUUUCCACGCGGCUGGUCUCCCUCACAUUGACCCCGAAGUCGAAAAGGACUUGCAGCAGGAUGGGCUCACACACAUUGCGUCCGCAGACGAGUGGAGGUUGCGGGAAUUCAUUCUGGUGCGCCCAGCCUUUCUCACGAACGGCGACCUGACUGAGAAAUACAGAGUGGACGAGCACCUAGUCUCGUAUACCGUCAGUCGUCUCGACAUUGGCCAUUUCAUUGCAACCCAGUGCGUAGGCGCCGAGAAGACCAAAUGGGUCAACAAAGCGGUUACCAUCGGGAACUAGAUAUCGAUAUAACGAAGCGAUGAUAAUCUUCCCAUCCCACUUUGUAUAUGAAUCUCUCUUUCCUUUGGCAUUCUGUCUCUUUAGCGAC